UUAUUUAUCCAAAAUAUAAUAUAUUUACAACAACUGUUUUGAGCAAAUUUCCAUUAUGGCUGCUGAAGAUAUCCACGUCAGGCUUUGCCUUCAAGAAAUAGUAAAAUUAGACCUCGAGGGGAAAGCCUUGAUUCAGGAUAUCAGAGAUGUUGCUAAAACAACCGAAGUUUUAGAAGAUUUAAAUCACGAAGCCAGAGAAAAGAUAGAUAAACUACGAAAUAAAAUUAAUGAAUUGGAUCAACUGGGACGUGAACAGGAUAAAGACUCAGACAGGGAAGCCAUAUUGAAAAAUGUUGAAACACACAAACAGAAGUUGUCAAGUACCAUAACAAGUUUACGUCAGUCGAAUAUAAUGACCCAAUUAGAGAUUGAUAAAAACCAACGUCAAGAAUUACUCACAUGUGAAUCAGAUGUAAGGAAAAGGUCUAAAGGUAAUAAGGAAACUUUAGCAGCUAAAGCUGGGAAUAUAACCGAAUCUCUGAUGAACUUAAACCGGAUGAUGGCAAGUCAAGUCAAUCAAAGUCAAUUAACAAAUACAACUCUAUUUUCUUCGUCUAAAACAGUUUCAGACACCCAUGAUGAAUUUCAAGGAAUGGGCGGCCAUAUUCAAACUUCACAUCGGCUUCUUACCAAAUAUGGUCGUAGAGACUUGACAGACAAAUUGUUGAUAUUUUUAGCGUUAGUUUUUUUCUUUGCGACUGUGUUAUACAUUGUUAAAAAGCGUGUCUGGCCAUCGUGAUGGUUUAUUGUGUAUAUAAAUUUAUUAUUUAUUAUAAUAUAAACUUGGGUUUUA
Molecule: messenger RNA, 793 nt
Organism: Patella vulgata (common limpet)
Lineage: Eukaryota; Metazoa; Mollusca; Gastropoda; Patellidae
Product: vesicle transport protein SEC20
Exons: 6
Coding region: 56-739 (227 amino acids)
Biological process (GO): retrograde vesicle-mediated transport, Golgi to endoplasmic reticulum
Cellular component (GO): endoplasmic reticulum; SNARE complex
Molecular function (GO): SNAP receptor activity
Source: RefSeq, a predicted model, not a curated record